AUGAAGCUCCAGUACAUCAUCCCCGCCCUUUCCCUGGUCACUUUCGCCGCCGCCGGCGACUACAAAGCGAGCUGCGACGUCCUCGAUCUCAGCAACAACCAAUACCUGAACGCCCAAUGUGGUGGUCCCAACGGCAAGCUGCGCACCAUCCUCGACCUUAACAAGUGCAUUGGUGUGAACCCCGACGGUACUAUGUUGCCUUUGGCCGAUGGCAAAUACGCCAAGCGCUGCCAGCUCUGCGGUCUGUCCGACAGCAGUGUCAUGACCUGUAACUGUCUGGACGGGGGCGACAAGACCCAAGUAGUCAGCAUUGAUCUGAAUGACCUUGUCUCCAACGUCGACGGAUACCUUCACUGCGACCUGAGCGGUGAGGAUGGCGAGUGCAUCAAGCAGUGGAGUGAUGAUAUCGAGUGUCCUUAG
This is a messenger RNA of Aspergillus melleus, 420 nucleotides long. RefSeq names its product CVNH domain-containing protein. The transcript is spliced from 3 exons. NCBI's taxonomy places the organism in Eukaryota, Fungi, Ascomycota, Eurotiomycetes, Eurotiales, Aspergillaceae. The record is from RefSeq and is a predicted model, not a curated record. The coding region runs from base 1 to 420 and encodes 139 amino acids.